This is a messenger RNA of Alternaria burnsii, 2517 nucleotides long. RefSeq lists its product as uncharacterized. The transcript has a single exon. Lineage: Eukaryota; Fungi; Ascomycota; Dothideomycetes; Pleosporales; Pleosporaceae. Gene Ontology annotation, biological process: nuclear envelope organization. The record is from RefSeq and is a predicted model, not a curated record. Bases 1 to 2517 code for a protein of 838 amino acids. Gene Ontology annotation, molecular function: protein-membrane adaptor activity. Gene Ontology annotation, cellular component: nuclear envelope; meiotic nuclear membrane microtubule tethering complex.
AUGUCUCAACGUGCUAACGGGGAGGUACGCACGCCUGGUGGGCGGAAUCGCCGCUCAGACCGGCUCAGCGCAAAAGCAAACUCCUUUACCGCAGAAUCAGUAGUCACUAACGCCACAGCGUCCGCUGCGAAACGCACUACGACGACCUUGACCAAGGUCGCCAACCGCAGAUCAAAUGCCUACGGCGCGAGCGGUCGCAUUGGAGCCCCUGACAAGCUCCCGGCUGCCCCCGCUACAGGUUUCACCCAGGCCAUGGAAAGCCAGCUCGAAAAGUACGCCAAUGGUCAGGAUGAGGAGGAAGAAGAGGAGGAAGAGGAAGAGCAAGAUCACCGGGAUGACAGCGCCAACGAACUUGGUAGCGGUCGUCCGUCACGCUCCGUCAAGAAAAUCCCCAACAGCGGCAAGCUCUCGCCAGACGCCGCGCGCAACCCCACAUCCAAAUCAAAAGUCACCCCCGGCUACUCUUUCAUCGACAGUGAUGACUUCAGUCACAGCGAUGAUGACUUUGCAGCAUCUGUCGGCAACACCACCAAGUCUUUUGGCCUUGCUCACGAGGCUGGCAUGCUUGUCUCUCAGGACCCAUUUGCCGGUGGACCCAUCCGGGACGAGCCUAGAAGCUCACCUUUCGUCCAGCCUGCAGCACCAAACCGCCAGCCUGAAGAAGCAGCGCCAACCACACAAGAUCCCUUCAUCAAGCCUGCAGCACCGUAUCGCAGGCCCGCCAGCCGCACAGUGAACGGAGCACGGACGCAAGGACCAACCCCAGUUCUGUCUCAAGGUCCUGUUCGCAACAAGACCCCGGAUUCGACUAAGAUUCCCAGUCAAGCCGAGAAGCCUGUCAAAACAUCCAUUCACGAUCAAGUGCGAACUAGGGCGAAUGUGAAGCAGCCUGUCCGCGCUACAACAGCUGAAACCGAAGAUUCCCUCAAGGAGCUGAUUGCCGAAGAGCAGGGUAGGCUUCACCAACAAGGUCCGCCAGCACCGCAACUGCAGCGACAGGCUGAGCGACGUCGCCCUCACCAAAAAGACAGAGUCGAGCUCAACGCGUGGCUCGGCGAUGUAGAGCCGCCCGAGUUCGACGAGCCGGCGUGGGCAUGGAAGAAGCCUGUGACGUGGGCCUUUGCAGCGUUGGCUGCUUUCCUGCUAUUGGGAUGGCUGACCUCGUCCUACAUGAUGGCGACCGAGCACCCCGAGUCUGCAGCGCGGACACCAAAUCUCCUGAAAGCCGUAGGUGCUCGUGUUGGCUAUACAUACGAAUGGAUCACAGAUAUCAUCACUCCCCCAAGAGGUUCCACGGAUGCUGAACGGCAAGUUCAGCUAGAAAUAGAGCGCGCCAAAGCCUACAAAGAAAACGGUGAAGAUCAUUUCUUGUGGGGCCGCAUGUCUACUAUGGACGAGAAGUUCAGCAAAAGCACAAGGGAGAUGAGGGCAACUCUUGAGGAGCUGAGACACGAUUUGCCGGAUAUGAUGAUAGUUCGUCGCAAGGAGGAUGGUUCGACGGAGAUAUCAGAAGAAUUUUGGUCUGCUUUGCUUGGCAAGGCGCGUUCGACUGAGACGGAGGCGGACUGGCAUGAUUUUCUGGAAAGAUCUAAGAAGAAGCUCCAAGAUCUCCUCAACCCAGCUCUGCACCAGGACCGCGGCUACACGUCUACAUGGCCCGAAGCAGUCACACGCGAAGAGUUCAUCCGUCAGAUUGAGAAGUCUUACCAGGACAUGACUGUCCGAGUGGACAAGAAGAUCGACGAGGCCAUGCGAGCCCACAGCACCCAGUUCCAGACGAUGGUGCAAGCAGAGACCCGAAAGACCAUGAUGGACCAGAUCCGGCUCAAUUCUCUAGCCCAAGCUAACCUCGUCGCAAACUACGAACACCACCUCACCAAACCCAACUACUUCGCCCCUGGCUUGGGCGCCAUCGUCGAGCCCGACUUAUCUUCUGUGACCUUCAACAACAAGCCUGGUCGGUUCUACGAGUUUGUGCGCCGCGUGACGUUUAUGCCUGGACAGAACCCGCCUAUGGCAGCGCUCACCAAGUGGGAAGAGCCAGGCGACUGCUGGUGUUCUGCUGGACAGAGCGGGACCUCAGCCGGUCAGGCUCAGCUCACAGUCCGACUCCCACGGCCUGUCAUCCCCAAGCAGGUCACUAUCGAGCACGUACCCAUGAACAUGAUGCCGGCGCGCAACAUCUCCAACGCUCCCCGCGACAUUGAGCUCUGGGUCCAGACGGACGCGCCCAUCAACCCCUAUUACUCCCAUCGCCAAAUGGCAUGCCAUGACCCGCCACCGCACAGCAUCAGUGGCCCCGCCUGGAAGUGCUUGGGGUCAUUCAAGUACAACAUCCACGCGUCGAACCAUCUCCAGACGUUUGAUCUCGCUGGCGAGCCGUCCGAGCCUGUUCGGAGAACCAUGGUGCGUGUAAUUAGCAAUUGGGGUGCUAGUCACACGUGCCUGUACCAGGUGAGACUACAUGGGACGGACGCACAAAAGGACUUUGAGUACCCGGUCAGCCUAAUGGAUUAG